GGAAAACUCCUGAACUCAACAAUCUCUGAGUCCUGGGUUGAAACUGGAGAUCAGUCAGUGGUGUAUAUAAGUCAACGAUGCCUUGAAAUAUAAAAUAGAUAUAUCAAACUACGUUUCGAGGAAAUCUAGUUUGAUCAACACAAAAUGAAACCUCUUGGUCUUGUCGCCGUAGUGGCCACAGGAUAUCUAUUUUACUUCCUCGGACGUUGCAUUUAUAACCUAUUCUUUCACCCUUUAAAAUCAUACCCAGGACCAAAACUAUGGGCGGCUUCUAGAAUUCCCAUGUCAUAUUGGAGAUUAAGAGGUGCUCUUCCAUAUAGGAUUAAAGAACUUCAUGAUCAAUAUGGUGAUGCGGUUAGAGUUGCUCCCAACUUUCUAGACUACAAUUCCUCGGUUGCCUGGGAAGACAUUUGUGGUUUUGUGAAGGAUCAUCACAAAAAUAAUUUUCAAAAGGAUCUGAGGGAACAAAGUAUAUUGAAGGAUCAAGGUGCAAAUAUAAUCACCGCAAGGGGAGAUGACCAUCGAAGAUUUCGUCGCAUUCAAUCACACAUUUUCUCUGAGAAAGCCCUCGCAUCUCAAGAACCUCUUAUCCAAGAUUAUGCUCGACAGUUUAUCUCUGGACUUAUAAAGUUUUCUUCUCUCGAUCCAAACAAUAGUAUUAAUAUCGGUCAAUGGUAUAAUUAUACUACCUUCGAUCUGAUCGGAGAUCUUGCGUUUGGAGAACCUUUUGAUUGUGUCAAGACUGGAGAAACACAUGAAUGGAUUGGCUUACUUCUCGGAGCCCUAGAAAUCGUUCCCAUUAUAAGCGAGUUGACAAGAUAUCCAAUUCUUGGGGCUCUUGCAUUCUUUCUUGUUCCAAAAAGUAUGGCAGAUAAAUUUGAGCAUCAUGAACAACUCUCAAAGGAAAAAGCGUACCGACGCCUGGAUACACCGAGAGAUAAACCCGAUUUCAUGAGCUAUAUCAUCAAGCACAAUGAUACAGAAAAAGGAAUGACACGAGAGGAAAUCGGGGCCAAUGCAAGCAUAUUAAUUUCUGCUGGUAGUGAAACGACUGCAUCUCUUCUCAAUGGCGUAACAUGUUACCUCCUCCGCUUCCCCACUGCCCUUCAAAACCUCGCUCUCGAGCUAAGAAGCACCUUCCAAACCAAAGAAGAUCUCACUCUCCAAGCUCUCGCUUCUUGUAAAUACCUCAACGCCGUCCUCGAAGAAGGACUCCGCAUGUACCCCCCCGUCCCAUCUACCCUCGCCCGUGAGGUUCCUAAGGGUGGAAGUAUAGUCGCUGGCCAAUUCGUUCCUGCCGGAGCAUCCGUCGGUGUCAGUUUCAUAGGCUCGCAAUUCUCCGCUGAUAAUUUCCAUCUACCGUAUGAAUUUCAUCCCGAGAGAUGGCUUAGUGUCGCAGAUGUUGAGGAAUUGAAAGCGAAAUUUCCAGAUAUGAAACUAAAUGAUCCGAGAAUUUUUGAAGGUGAUGAUAAGAAAGCUCGACAACCGUUCAGUUAUGGGCCGGCGAAUUGUAUAGGUAAGAAUUUGGCAUAUGCAGAAAUGAGAGUUUUGCUUGGGAAUGUGGUGUGGGGAUUUGAUUUGGAGGGGGGGAAAGAUAGUGAGACUUGGUUGGAGAGAAAUAAGAUUUAUGUGUUGUGGAAAAAACCGGAGUUGUGGGUUAAGUUGAAGAGAGUCAAUGUUUAGGUGAUGGGUAUGGGAGUGAGUUGUGGGAUUUGAGACUGUGAUUUGGGACUGUGAUUUUGAACUUGAGGUUUAUGGGAAACUUGAGGGUGUGAUGGUAUAGGGAUGAAAUUGCUGUUCACUCGUUGUAUCGUGUAUCAUGAUACAUAUACAUCGUUCUUGAAGUGUUUUGUUGGAGGUAUUCAUUCAUAGGCUUUCGAGGUAUAUAUCCUCAUUUUGUUAUGAUACUGGACACUCUUUUCUCUUGUCUAAAUACUCUCGUUAACGACUCUCCACAUUUUUAUAGCAACCCUUGUUGAAUUUAAAUCCAAAAUUCAAGUAACGAAUUAUUGAGACUCUAUUUCAUGUUUGAGAGAACUAACACGUUCAUCAUAUAGUAACCAUACACUUCUAUUUAGUCGAUCUCAAAAACACAUCAAAAUAAAUCUUUUUUUAUUAUUUUUUAUUUGAAAAACAGAUUGUUAUUCUUUUGAACAAAUUUAUUGUAUUGAAACUCAAUAGUUUAAUAGUUUAAUAGUUUAUAUAUUAAUAA
Molecule: messenger RNA, 2212 nt
Organism: Botrytis cinerea B05.10
Lineage: Eukaryota; Fungi; Ascomycota; Leotiomycetes; Helotiales; Sclerotiniaceae
Exons: 3
Coding region: 145-1683 (512 amino acids)
Molecular function (GO): iron ion binding; heme binding; monooxygenase activity
Source: RefSeq, a predicted model, not a curated record